Protopolystoma xenopodis is the source of this 411-nucleotide messenger RNA. The record is from the annotation of a GenBank genome assembly. NCBI's taxonomy places the organism in Eukaryota, Metazoa, Platyhelminthes, Monogenea, Polystomatidea, Polystomatidae.
CUGGUUUUGUUGCGCCAUGAGAAUGUAUUCAAUAUGGUAGUUUUGCACCUUUUCUCUACCAACGCCUGUAUCUGGGCUGAUUCAGCCGUCAGCAAAAUUACAAGUGGCAUCCUGCAGGCCAGCCACAAUGACCCAUCCAGUCAUGGCAGCGUUUCAGCUAACACCAAUUCCAAAGCCAUUAAUUACCUUGAGCAUGCAUUCAGUGAGGAAGAAAAUUUGGCCACCAACCUUCUUGUGGACACGGAUAAUUGCACCAAGCUUGAUUUCUCGAUCCGAGCCACCGGCUACUUCCUGCCUGCAGUGGCAGAGUUUACUGCAGUAGUGGUGGCCAUCAUAUACGAGAUAGCCAAACGCAUUGGACACCCAAAGCAGAUUGAAAACAUAUCACUGGUAAUUUUUAUAAUUUGCUAA